AUAGUUACAUUCAACUAAGAUAAGUAAGUGCAGUAAUGCAUGACAUUGCUAUUGGUUAAUGAUAUUUGCAAUUUUAGUAUUUGUUUUUGUAUUAACUCAGCACAUAGGCAAUAUCAACAUUUCCAUGCAUGUUGAUUUGAUAUACACCGCCUAUAACCAAAUACCUAAGCUUUUAAUUUAAUAUUUUCAAUUAUACAUUCAACAACCCUUUUGUUAAAUAUGGAAGUAGCAAGGCGUAACAACGGCUUCCGCAAGGUUGCCAAGUGGAUUGCUGGUGCCCUUGUUGUGGCAGGUGCUGCCACUGGAGGUGUUGAUGGAGGAUUGUUAUCUUUCGUUAAGAAUGCUGUGUUGGGAAAUAAGGAAGCAACAACAUUUGAUCCUGAUCACAUCGGAUUUGUCAGUUCUACUGGGAAAACAUACACGAAUGAAGACAUUGCAAAGUUAGUCGACCCAACUUUUGUCUACGAUCAAUAUGUUGAAUCGAUUGAAAAUGACUCAGCUAUGGAUGAGGAAUUCCAGCGUAGAAUGGACGCCAAGAGGUACUCUAUGUGGUUGAUUGAUGAAAUUGUCCAAAGACUUCCUGAGGAUCUUGCGAAUGAAGCCGCACCUUAUGUUUCAUUUGACAGCAUGCCGGAGGAUUUGGCUGCAAGAGUUAACCAACAGGUGUACGAUGCUGUUCUCCCAUAUUUAUCUGACGAAUUGGUUGUAGAAGUUAGUAAAUAUGACUCUGUAGACAAAAUCCCCAAGGAGACAGUUUACGAUGUUGCUGCUUUCAUGGCAAGUCAACAGUUCCAGGAAGUUUUCGGUGAUAUAAUUCCCAAGGAGUUCGCUGAGAAGGCUCUGAAAUUUUUAUCAAAGUACAAGUUCCUAACCAAAAUUGGUAAAAAGUUGGUUGCAAUGUACGAGGGCAUGAACAAAUCCAAACGAAUGGCAGAUGAUUGAUUUGGGGGUAUUUUACACCAUUUAAAUCGUUUUUUAUUCUUCCGGUCAUAUGUUUGGGUUGCAACACUGUCACAGCACUAAGGGUGGUAUUUGAAACAAAAUCUAGUUUCAUACAUGCAGAGUAACGUAAUGGUGGGAAAGGUUGACUAAUAGGCAUCAUUACUCUUAUCCUAGAUUGCAAACGCAAACCAGCAUAGGACUGUAUUGAUUGUUCUUCUGCACCUUACCUAUGAUGAGGACUUGGUAAGGGUAGAUGAACCUUGGUGGACAUCAACUGCACAUAUGAAUGCUGCUUCUCAUGUAGCUUUGGUUUCCAUGUCAUUAUUGUUGCAUAAUUGCGAUAAUGCGCAGAAGAUUUUGAUUUAUGCGGGUUUUAUUCAGAAAUAGAUAAUGCAGUCCAUUGAUGAUGUGGGAUUAGAUGUGUAGCCAGUAACCUUUGCUUGCUGCGUUCGUUAGUUUAUACAAGCUCAGAAACGUGCUUGUUUAAACAGCAGAAGUAUAUAUACACGUAUAUUACCACUUAUUAGAACUCUGUUCCACCAAUGCGAAGUGGCUGCCAUUUGUACAAGGGGGCAUAAAGGAAGGUCCUUCUCUAAAAU
Messenger RNA from Babesia bovis T2Bo, 1541 nucleotides. Its product is annotated as Spherical Body Protein 2 truncated copy 6 (SBP2). The transcript has a single exon. Bases 220 to 942 code for a protein of 240 amino acids. The record is from RefSeq and is a predicted model, not a curated record. NCBI's taxonomy places the organism in Eukaryota, Apicomplexa, Aconoidasida, Piroplasmida, Babesiidae.